Hydatigera taeniaeformis is the source of this 333-nucleotide messenger RNA. Lineage: Eukaryota; Metazoa; Platyhelminthes; Cestoda; Cyclophyllidea; Taeniidae. The record is from the annotation of a GenBank genome assembly.
AUGGACCCCACCGUUUCGCACAAUCCGCUGCUCCGUUUUUGCGAUUUCUCACAACCUCGACCACCACCACCACCACCCGGUGACCCAGCUCGGCGUGCACCUCCUUCGCGCCUGCCCACAGGGCAGGGCUGUGUCUGCAAGUUUGCUCCGAUUUACGCUAACCCAACCCAUUACCACAUGAUCGUGCUCGUGAAAGGUAUUGUUGCGUUCACCACCACUGUACUGCUAGUUGACCCUGUUGUCUACGCUUCUAUCCACACAUCGCCUAGGUGGAUGCCACAGCACGACAGGUGGUGCAUCUGCUGGCCAAAGAAAUACUGCACCCGCUUCUAG